Molecule: messenger RNA, 2030 nt
Organism: Impatiens glandulifera
Lineage: Eukaryota; Viridiplantae; Streptophyta; Magnoliopsida; Ericales; Balsaminaceae
Product: 3-ketoacyl-CoA synthase 11-like
Exons: 2
Coding region: 349-1884 (511 amino acids)
Biological process (GO): fatty acid biosynthetic process
Cellular component (GO): membrane
Molecular function (GO): acyltransferase activity, transferring groups other than amino-acyl groups
Source: RefSeq, a predicted model, not a curated record
ACUCUCUUUCUCUCUCUUCUCUCUCUCUCUCUCUCUUCUGAAUUCCAUUUUUAUAUCCAGACGAAGAAACCGUCAAUUUACUGCCUCACCAUAUUCUUCCACAAAUUUCUCGGUCUUAGGGAGAGCCCGACGCGAUCUGGCUUCGAACUUUUCACCGCUCAAGGAAUUUCCUCUCCUUGAGCUGUGUUAUGGUGAAAAUCUUGUCCAGACUGAAUUUAGAUGAUAUGUGAUAUCGUAAGUCAAUAUCCAGGGUUUACAUGUUCAGCUGCAUUUACUUUGUGUGAAAAUCUAGGGAAAAAUCUGUUAAACUUUUGGAUCUAGGUUUACAAUCUGUUUGUAGUUCUAAAGAUGAGUGAAUCAAAACCAGAGACUCAUUCAUUAAACUCCUCCUCGAGGAAACUGCCUGAUUUCAAGCAAUCUGUUAAGUUGAAAUACGUUAAACUAGGUUACCAUUACCUCAUCACUCAUGGAAUGUUCUUAUUUCUAUCACCUCUAAUGGUGGUAAUCGUUGCUCAGCUUUCAACAUUCUCCCUUAAUGAUAUUUACUCCCUAUGGGAACAUUUACAAUACAAUCUCAUAUCAGUUAUCCUCUGCACAACUCUAUUAGUCUUCCUCUCAACUGUUUACUUCCUCACUCGUCCCUCCUCUGUUUAUCUUCUGAAUUUCGCUUGCUACAAGCCUGAUGAAGAAAGAAAAUGCACUAGACAGAUUUUCGUUGAUAGAUCGCGGUUGACUGGUUCUUUCACUGAGGAAAACCUUCAAUUUCAGAGGAAAAUACUUGAGAGGUCUGGUUUAGGUGAGUCAACUUAUCUCCCUGAAGCUGUUCUUAGGGUUCCUCCUAAUCCUUGUAUGGAAGAAGCUAGAAAGGAAGCUGAGGCUGUAAUGUUUGGUGCUAUUGAUGAUCUUUUAGCGAAAACUGGAGUGAACCCGAAGGAUAUUGGGAUCUUGGUUGUUAAUUGUAGCUUGUUUAACCCAACACCAUCUCUUUCUGCUAUGGUUAUUAAUCAUUAUAAACUUCGAGGGAAUAUUACUAGCUACAAUCUCGGUGGAAUGGGCUGCAGUGCUGGUUUGAUCUCUAUUGAUCUUGCUAAGAAUCUCCUUCAAGUAACCCCGAAUUCUUAUGCAUUGGUUGUUAGUAUGGAGAAUAUAACUUUGAAUUGGUAUUUUGGAAACGAUAGAUCUAUGCUGGUUUCAAACUGCUUGUUCAGAAUGGGGGGUGCAGCUAUUUUGUUAUCGAAUAAGUUGUCUGAUCGUCGAAAAUCAAAGUAUAAGCUCAUAAACACGGUGAGAACUCAUAAGGGCUCAGAUGAUAAAUGCUUUUCUUGCGUUUACCAAAUGGAGGAUUCGGUUGGAAAGAUUGGAGUCUCGCUUUCGAAGGAUUUAAUGGCUGUUGCUGGCGAUGCUCUGAAGACAAACAUCACUACCCUUGGUCCUCUUGUUCUUCCUAUGUCAGAGCAGCUCUUGUUCUUUGCUACUUUGGUUGGGAGAAAGGUUUUGAAAAUGAAGAUAAAGCCUUAUAUACCUGAUUUCAAAUUGGCAUUCGAGCAUUUCUGUAUUCAUGCUGGAGGAAGGGCGGUUUUGGAUGAAAUUGAGAAGAAUUUGCAGCUUUCGGAGUGGAACAUGGAGCCAUCGAGGAUGACUCUUUAUCGAUUUGGAAAUACUUCGAGUAGUUCUCUUUGGUAUGAGCUUGCUUAUAUGGAAGCGAAAGGGAGAGUUAAGAGGGGAGAUCGAGUAUGGCAAAUUGCGUUUGGGUCGGGUUUUAAGUGUAAUAGUGCGGUUUGGAAGGCGUUGAGAACGGUUGAUCCGAAAAAGGAGAAGACGAAUCCGUGGAUGGAUGAGAUCGAUCAGUUUCCUGUUGAUGUUCCGAAGAUUGCGACGAUCUAAAUAUCGGGUAAUAUGUAUUUUGUAUUAUGGAUUUCUAAUUUAUUAAGAUUGAUUGGAUAAUUGAAGUUUGCAAUUGUUUGUGAGCAUUGUGAAUGAUUUGUGGUUGAUGGAAUUUUGAUGGGUUUAAUCAAUUCUUUUGUUCUCAA